AUAUAUUUUCUUCUGGGUAUGGAUUCAGCAUGACUUUGGCACUAGGAUUGGAGUAUAUGAAUGAGAGCCGGAACCCUUUUUCUAGUGGAGGUAUCUCAAAUCAUCUCCCUCAACUACUGGGCAUCCUUUCAAAAAUCCCUACACUAAUCCGAGAUGCAUACCAGGGAUGGGUUGGGCAUCCGAAAUCUGAUACCCAAAACCCGGUCUUUUUUCCGACCCGAAACCCGAUCCGAAGAAAAUUUUUGAAACCCGAUCCGAAAUCGGACCCGGCUUUUUUCUCAACCCGACCCAUCCCUGAUGCAUACAUGGGGGUAUUAUAACGAGCAUAUCUGUGUAUGGACACGGACAAUCUAUCCGUAUCCGGAGAUAUCCGUGGGUAUCCGGAUACUAUCUGUAUCGCACAGGUCUUAUAACCAGCUUCCGACUGUAUUUUUCUUUUUAUUUUUCCCCUCUUUUGAAAUUUUUUGUUUAUUUCCUCCUUCCCCCCAAAUUUCAUAUUAAUUUAAGCACUUUACUCAUAACCG
Meloidogyne enterolobii is the source of this 524-nucleotide messenger RNA. The record is from the annotation of a GenBank genome assembly. Lineage: Eukaryota; Metazoa; Nematoda; Chromadorea; Rhabditida; Meloidogynidae.